Eruca vesicaria subsp. sativa (arugula) is the source of this 2154-nucleotide messenger RNA. NCBI's taxonomy places the organism in Eukaryota, Viridiplantae, Streptophyta, Magnoliopsida, Brassicales, Brassicaceae. The record is from the annotation of a GenBank genome assembly.
AUGAAUAUGAGUCUGGGCUGUGAUCUCUCUCUUCUGGAAGAGCUAACUUCCAACGCAAACCAAAUACAAAAUGAUGUGUUAACCAAGAUACUCAAAGCUAACGCAAACACAGAAUACCUCCACCGUUUUCUCGAGGGGAGCUCCGACAAAGAUCUGUUCAAGAAGAACGUACCAGUGGUGAGCUAUGAAGAUGUUAAGCCUUAUAUCGAUCGUGUCGCAAAUGGAGAACCCUCUGAUAUUCUUUCGGGCAAACCCAUUACUUCGUUUGUCAGAAGCUCUGGAACUUCAAGUGGGAAUAGAAAGAUAUUUCCUGGAAAUAAAAACUAUGAGGAUAUUGUAUUAGGCCGUGACCUAAACUCACUCGUUAUGUCCAAACAUUUCGAUGGUUAUAAGGAAGGAAAGAUGAUGAAAUUUACGUUCACUCAGCCGUUAUCCAAAACUCCUUGUGGUUUGCCUCUUGCUUCCGCAACAAGCAUGUUCAUGAAGAGCAAAUAUUAUAGGAGCCCGGGAACACGUAGUACAAGCCCCGAAGAGAUCAUACAGUGUACGGAUACGAAACAAGUUAUAUAUUGUCAACUUCUAUGUGGUCUUGUGUUGAGAGACGAGGUUGUAAGUGUUGGUUCUCUGUUCGCUUCUGUCUUGGUCCAAGUAAUCCAUUUUCUUGAAAAUUACUGGAAAGAGUUGGCUAGUAAUAUCAGGUCAGGUCAUCUCAGCGAGUGGAUCACUGACCUUAGUUGUAGAGACGCUGUCUCUGCCAUCCUUGGAGAGCCAAAUCCUGAACUGGCGGAUUUAAUCGAAAACGAGUGUGGACAGAAGUCUUGGCAAGGUAUAGUUUCACGACUGUGGCCCAAAACUAAAUGCGUUGAAGCUAUUGUUACAGGAAUGAUGGCUCAGUACAUCCCAGCACUCGAGUUCUACUCCAAUAAUCUGCCUCUAGUUUCUAGUAUUUAUGCAUCCUCUGAAGCAUUUUUCGGGAUAAAUGUGAAUCCUCUAAGCAAACCACAAGAUGUGUCCUACACAUUCCUACCCAACAUGUCAUAUUUCGAGUUCAUACAUGUUGAUGCCGAUGGAGAAGAUACAAGCGAGAUUGUUGAUCUUGUGGAUGUGAAGUUAGGUGGCUACUAUGAGCCCUUGGUCACAAACUAUUCUGGUCUAUACAGAUAUAGAAUGGGAGAUGUUUUACAGGUCACCGGGUUUUACAAUAAGACACCACAAUUCAGAUUCGUACGUAGAAAAAAUACGGUUUUAUGCGUCUAUCUUGAGCCAACGACUGAAGAAGAUAUUUUAAAAGCGUUGGCUCGUGCAACAGUCGUUCUUGAAUCUUCGGAUUUGAUUUUGACAGGCUUCACAUGCUAUGGUGACAUCUCCACUGUACCGGGUCACUACGUCUUUUACGUGGAACUCAAAGCCAAAGUCAACGAAAGCACUAAUGCUCUACUACUUGAUGACAAGGUAUUGGUGGAAUAUUGUUGUGUUAUAGAGGAAUCAUUGAGUAACUUUUAUAGAAGCCUUAGGAUAAAAGAUGGACCGAUAGGAGCUCUAGAGGUAAGGAUUGUGAAAGAAGGAACGUUUGAUUCUCUCAUGGAGUAUUAUGUCACACGAGGUGCUUCUAUAACUCAAUACAAGACACCUAUGUGCAUAAACUCUGAUGAGGCUUUAAAGGUUCUUGAAGAUAAGGUUCUUGCUCGGUUCUUCAGUGAUAAAUCCCCUCCUAUCUGAUCUAGAUAUGAUAUAGUUGGCUACGGUUGAUGAUGAUGGCCACCUGGAAUAAUUAUAUCACCUGGUUGAAGAAUAAUGAUGCAACAUAGUUAUUGUGUGAGAGUGUUGUUUUGUGUAGAAUUAGUGGUUUCAAAGUUGUGUGUUUUUCUUUUGUGUCGUCGUGUUUGUUGUGGUGGGGGUUAAACCGUUAUGGCCACCUGGAAUAAUUAUAUCACCUGGUUGAAGAAUAAUGAUGCAACAUAGUUAUUGUGUGAGAGUGUUGUUUUGUGUAGAAUUAGUGGUUUUAAAGUUGUGUGUUUUUCUUUUGUGUCGUCGUGUUUGUUGUGGUGGGGGUUAAACCGUUAAAUGUGAUUGAUGCAUUAUUAACGACCUCGGUUUUCAGGUUAUUCAUAAUAUAUCUUUCAGGUCGUUAGCUUUAGGAUUUUCGAAAUGGUA